Molecule: messenger RNA, 2491 nt
Organism: Cebus imitator (Panamanian white-faced capuchin)
Lineage: Eukaryota; Metazoa; Chordata; Mammalia; Primates; Cebidae
Gene: BANP
Product: BTG3 associated nuclear protein
Exons: 14
Coding region: 397-1941 (514 amino acids)
Biological process (GO): protein localization to nucleus; negative regulation of protein catabolic process
Molecular function (GO): DNA binding
Source: RefSeq, a predicted model, not a curated record
CGCCUGCGCAGAGCGGCGGCUUCUCUCGCGAGGACGGACGCCAUUAUCGCAUCUCCCCGACAAACACCACGAGAAUUCCGCAGCCCACACGGCUGCAGAAAGUAGAUGACAUUCCAUCCCCACUGUGUGAGCAUAUUGGAGACAGUGCCUUGCUAGAGAGGACUGUUGUUUUCCCCUGAUGACAUGGUAGGGAUUGCCUUGCUCUUGGAGAAAUACAUCGUCCCUGAAGAACUGUGAGCAGGUGCAGCGAGUGUGGGCUUUGAAUGGGAGCGAGCUUGCACCCUCCCCAGGGAGGGCCCGGGCCGCACAGUUGUUGAUGUGGAACAGGUGACCAGCAGCUGGCCCCGCUGUGAGUUGAACUCUUGCGUGUUGACCGGCCCCUCUCCUGCUCUCUGGAUGAUGUCGGAACACGACCUGGCGGAUGUGGUUCAGAUCGCAGUGGAAGACCUGAGCCCUGACCACCCAGGUACAGAGCUGUGGGACAUUGUUUUGGAGAAUCAUGUAGUGACAGAUGAAGACGAACCUGCUUUGAAACGCCAGCGACUAGAAAUCAAUUGCCAGGAUCCCUCUAUAAAGUCAUUCCUGUAUUCCAUCAACCAGACAAUCUGCUUGCGGCUGGACAGCAUUGAGGCCAAGCUGCAGGCGCUGGAGGCUACGUGUAAAUCCUUAGAAGAAAAGCUGGACUUGGUCACCAACAAGCAGCACAGCCCCAUCCAGGUGCCCAUGGUGGCCGGCUCCCCUCUCGGGGCAACGCAGACGUGCAACAAAGUGCGAUGCGUCGUCCCCCAGACUACAGUAAUACUCAACAAUGAUCGGCAGAACGCCAUUGUAGCCAAGAUGGAAGACCCCUUGAGCAACAGGGCACCGGAUUCCCUGGAAAAUGUCAUUAGCAAUGCUGUGCCUGGGCGUCGGCAGAACACCAUUGUGGUGAAGGUGCCGGGCCAAGAAGACAGCCACCACGAAGACGGGGAGAGUGGCUCGGAGGCCAGCGACUCUGUGUCCAGCUGCGGACAGGCCGGCAGCCAGAGCAUCGGGAGCAACGUCACCCUCAUCACCCUCAACUCGGAAGAGGAUUACCCCAACGGCACCUGGCUGGGCGACGAGAACAACCCCGAGAUGCGGGUGCGCUGCGCCAUCAUCCCGUCCGACAUGCUGCACAUCAGCACCAACUGCCGCACGGCCGAGAAGAUGGCGCUCACGCUGCUGGACUACCUGUUCCACCGCGAGGUGCAGGCCGUGUCCAACCUCUCGGGGCAGGGCAAGCACGGGAAGAAGCAGCUGGACCCGCUCACCAUCUACGGCAUCCGGUGUCACCUUUUCUAUAAAUUUGGCAUCACGGAAUCCGACUGGUACCGAAUCAAGCAAAGCAUUGACUCCAAGUGUCGCACGGCGUGGCGGCGCAAGCAGCGGGGCCAGAGCCUAGCGGUCAAGAGCUUCUCGCGGAGAACGCCGAACUCAUCAUCCUACUGCCCCUCAGAGCCGAUGAUGAGCACCCCGCCACCCGCCAGUGAGCUCCCGCAGCCGCAGCCGCAGCCGCAGGCGCUGCACUACGCCCUGGCCAACGCGCAGCAGGUGCAGAUCCACCAGAUCGGAGAAGAUGGACAGGUGCAAGUAAUCCCACAGGGACACCUCCACAUCGCCCAGGUGCCACAGGGGGAGCAGGUCCAGAUCACGCAGGACAGCGAGGGCAACCUCCAGAUCCACCACGUGGGGCAGGACGGUCAGGUGCUGCAGGGUGCCCAGCUGAUCGCCGUGGCCUCCUCGGAUCCUGCGGCGGCGGGUGUGGACGGGUCGCCACUCCAGGGCAGCGACAUCCAGGUUCAGUACGUGCAGCUGGCGCCGGUGGGCGACCACACGGCCGGGGCCCAGACAGCUGAGGCGCUGCAGCCCACACUACAGCCAGAGAUGCAGCUGGAGCACGGGGCCAUCCAGAUCCAGUGAGCGGUGCCCACAGCACCAGGAGUGCCCACGACACUGGGAGCCCCUCGUCGGCUCCGCCCAUGGCCCGGCCCCCAUGCGCCCCGCUCUCACGGCUUCAGCACAGGCAGCGAAUGCACGUGUUCUGCUGAAGUGCGUCUGACAGCUGCUGCCUCCGCGGGGAAAAGCAUCCUGUCCACGAAAAGAGCGGCAGCCCCGCCCCCAGCCGGAGACCCCUUUCGUCUGAGCCGUGCUGUUGGUGUAGGAGGACGAGGGGAGGCGCAGUGCGGAGAGCGUCGCCGGUGUGCGGCAAAUCAAGACUAUGAUAUUUUUCUGUUUAAACAGCUUUUUUUAAUUUGCUAUGGUGUUUAUAACAAAAAACAAAAUUUGAAAAAAAAAAUCCCAGGGGAGUAGCAGGAGCCCUUUGCUGUGUGCUCUGUUGAGUGUCAAGAGACAGGUGUUUGCAAAGCCAGUUCUCGUUCUGAUGGGGUAUUGCUGACCUACUUUUCUAGGGGAAAUGCUGUCAAACACUGUAAUUAUGCAUUUCUAAUGAAAUAAAAUGUAUUUAUGACCA